Molecule: messenger RNA, 4598 nt
Organism: Tupaia belangeri chinensis (Chinese tree shrew)
Lineage: Eukaryota; Metazoa; Chordata; Mammalia; Scandentia; Tupaiidae
Gene: FAM184B
Product: family with sequence similarity 184 member B
Exons: 23
Coding region: 1-3111 (1036 amino acids)
Source: RefSeq, a predicted model, not a curated record
AUGGCGCUUAGACUUUUGCGUAGCAGCACCGGAUGCUGGAAGAGUGAAGCAUCAGAGCUGUGCUCUCCCCCAUCAUGCCUGUGCCCGCGGGUCAGCUCGGUGCAGGUCAGCUUGGUGCAGGUCACCUCGGUGCAGGGCUCAGAAACCUGGGACCGAGUUCCUCCGCUGCGGGAGCUGCUCUGCCGCCUCAGCACAACGCCCCCGCCCGGGGCUUGCCCCAGCCCCAAAGCCGAUGCGUGCGGCGGCGCCAGCGGGAGGGUGGACUGCGACCCCGAGAUGCACGUGAAGAUGUGCAAGAAGAUCGCGCAGCUCACCAAGGUGAUCUACGCCCUGAACAUGCGCCAGGACGAGGUGGAGGCCGGCGUCGAGGCCGGCGUCGAGGCGCUGAGGGAGGCGCAUGAGGAGGAGCUGCAGGGCUCAGCGGAGCCCAAGGCCAGGCCCCCGCAGGAGCAGGGCCGCGCAGAGGAGGAGGCCCUGCUGCAGCGCGUGCAGGCGCUGGAGAGCGCCCUGGAGCUGCAGCGGCGGCUCACUCGGGAAGCGCAGGCCGAGUCCGCCGCGUGCCGGCUGGAGACCAAGGAGCGGGAGCUGCAGGCCGAGGCAGAGCACGCCGAGCGCGUCCUGGCGCUGUCCAGGGAGAUGCUGGAGCUCAAGGCGGACUACGAGAAGCGGCUGCGGCACCUGGCCGGCCACGAGCCCCCGCAGUGGAGCCGGCUUUCCCAGGAGAGCCCCGACGCCCAGGCGGAGCCCGCCGGGGGCCCCGAGAUGCAGGAGGUCCUGCUGGAGGUGGAGCGGCUGCGGGCUGAGAACCGGCAGCUGAGCCAGGACUACGCGCGCAAGGCUGCGGACCUGCAGGCCGCCUACGAGCGCGAGAACGAGGCCAUCCGGCAGGCCAUGCAGCAGUCCGUGAGCCAGGCCCUGUGGCAGUGGCAGGAGAAGGAGGCCGACCGUCGCAAGACCUUCCAGGUGCAGGAGUCGGGCCUGCAGGCGCAGGUCCGAAAGCUGGAAGCGGACCUGGAGCACAGAGGCCGCAAGAUCAGCGACCUGAGGAAGUACGCGCAACGGCUGAAGGAGCGCGUUCAGGACCUGGAUGUGCAGCUCAAGGUGGCUCGGCAGGAGAACUCGGAGCUGAAAAGCACUGCCCAGAAACUUGGGGAGAAGCUGGCUGUGGCCAAAGAGAGGCUGGUGCUACAGAAGAGUCGCGGGACACGGAGCCCCGACGGCAGGAAGACCGCGUCGGCUUCAGAGAGCGCAGGCCCCGGGGAAGGCAGUGACCUGGACGUGCACAGUCCUCACCCUCAGCAGGACUCCAGCCCCCACAAGGAGAGUCCACACACGGAAGGAGGCCCAGACCCACAGACCAAGAAAGAGGCUAGCGUUGAAGCGGAGUACACGAGACAGCGAUACGAAGACGACCUGCGUAGUAGGGUCAGACACCAGACAGAAGAGGAGUGGCGUCUCGGGGGCCAGCUGGGGAGGCAGCUGGGCGACCCGGUGAAGAGGCACACCAUGGAGGUCAAGGCCCGCGCGGCCAUGGGGGCAGAGAGGAAGAGGCUGCAGAAGGAAGCAGAGGCGCAGCUGGAGGACGUGAAGAGGAACUCGGAGAAGGAAGUGAAGCAGCUGGAGGAGGAGAAAGUGGCCCUUGGCACCAAGCUCCAGAACUCUCUGCAGGAGGUUUUAAGGCUGGAAGAAUUUAUCCGACAAAACAAGGUGUGGCCACAGAGCACUGAGGAAAGGCCCCAGGAGUGGGACGGCCAGCACCACAGUGUUUUGGAGACUCAGGAUCCGGGCUUGAAGCCAGAUGGACCUUCUCAGCCACUGCCCAGAGAGGGAAAGGACCAAGAGACGGCAGCGGAGGAAGGAACCAGCGGCGAGGAAGAAGACAGGAUCGAAGUUCCGAUGGAGGAGCGCAGUGACCCGCCCCCGCCCCUGGGCUUCCUCCUGAAGGACACGGCCCCCGAAGACCGCCGUCUGCAGGAGGCCAGGCUGCAAGCACAGGCCACGAAGGAGCGCGUGUGGGAGGAGGGCGGCCACAGCCUGCAGGCCCAGCAGCAGGCGCACCGGUUGGAGCUGGAGCUGCGGGCCCUGGAGGAGAAGGCCCGGCAGGACCUGCAGGAGCAGGAGCGCACGCAAGCGCAGCAGGCUCUGCUGCUCGAGUCCCUCAGGCAGGAGCUGUCAGCACAGCGGGCCGCCUGCUCUGGGCACCAGAAGGACUUGGAGGCACUGCAGGCUGAGCUGAGGGCUCUGGGCACUCGCCAGGCCACCGGCCAGCGUCCAGGGAGCGGCGAGGACCAAGCCGCCAGCACAGAGGACGCGGGUGGCGCCGACCAGGGUCCCAGCGCAGGACGCCAACUACAGGCAGAGAAUGCGCAGCUCACGGAGGCGGUGAGGCGGCUGCGGGCGGAGGUGGAGCGGCACCAGCAGGAGGCGCUGCAGCUCCGCGACCAGCACAGGCUCCUGGAGGAGGGGCAGGCCCAGCGGGCCCAGGAGGUGGAGGCGCUGCGGCGGGAGCACCGGCAGGAGAUGCAGGCCGCAGUGGCGGAGUUCAGUGGCACCCAGGCCCGGCUCCAGGCACGGCUGGCUGCCCUGGAAGCAGAGCUGAAAGACCCCGGAGAGAAGCCCGGGAAGGCAGCGUCCAGGCCUGAGGACCUCCAGCUCAUCGGGCGUCUGCAGGCCCGCCUGAAGGACAGGGAGGACAUCAUCAAGCAACUGGCGGAAGAGCGAAGGCUCCACUGCGCCGCGUUCCCCAGCGCUGUGUCCCACAGGAAUCGGUCCUUCUCCUUCCACCCUCACCCGGGGUGCCUGACCCCCUCCAUGAAGAAAAAGAAGAUGGAGGAGGCGCCCAGCCGUGUGGUGAGUGUGCCCAACCUCGCCUCCUACGCUAAGAACUUUCUGAGCGGGGAUCUGAGCUCCAGGAUCAACGCCCCUCCAAUCACCAAGUCUCCCAGCCUGGAUCCCAGCCCCAGCUGUGGCCGGCCUUACAAACCCACCCAGCCGCCAGAGGCAAAAACCGCCACCAGGACCCAAGAUGGCGACACUGCGCAGCCCAAAGAAGCCCAGCAGAAACAGGGCUCCCCGCACCAGGAGUGGUUCACCAAGUACUUCUCCUUCUGAGCUGAUCUGGGGCACACCAGGAGGGCGCUGGAGAGCCACCCCUGUGGAAACGCCCAGUGGAGAAGGACCUGUAAUACGACCGGGGGCCGGCGACGUGCUUGUCGUCCCCACGCAGAGAGGAGCCUCAGCGCGUCGGCGCUCGCCUGUCACGUGCUGUUGUGGCAACUGGGCACCGAGCAAUGCCGUCCCAGAGCCGCUGCCGUCACUGGUGACCCGCUCACGGGAUUCGUGGUGCCCACGUCCACCUGCGCCGUGGGUGCCGCGCUCGCAGUGGCCACGGUCUACUUCCACGGUCUACUUCUGUUUCUCCUGCGAUGCGCGCCACCUCCACUGACAUGUUUCCAUGUAAAGUGCCCUAAUUCCGAAACGCACAAUGACCUCAACAGGAAGACGUCGAAAGCGAAAUUCAGACUAGAGGACAGCAGAUCUGAAAAGCACCGAGCCUCGCAGGCCCGGGCUGCAGCAUGCUGGCCAGGUGCUGCAACCGAGCUGCCACACUCCACGCGUGCCGCCGCGGCCGGGACGAGCUGCAGACUGCAGAGUAACACCUACCUCAGCAGGGGCUUCGCUUGCACCCAGAGAGGACUUGGGUGGCUGCCCUCGUGAGCUGGACUGGGCCCCGCAGGGCUUUUCUGCCACUGGCCAAGCUCAGCCCUCCCUCUCAUCCCAGUUCAGUGACUGCAGCGCCGGACACACCUGACCGUCCGGGAAGUUCCUGGAUGUGUGUUUUGACGUCAAAGAUCUCCUGAGCCUCUGGUCUGUGUUCGAGCCCUCGGCCUCAUGGUACAUUGCUUCCCCGUUGCAUGGAUGCCCGGUGGGUUCAGGGCACCUGCCCAGCGCACACUGAGCUGUCUGACCCUCUGACAGAGUGGCGGCUUGACGAGGCUCUGACCUCGCAGUGGGCAACACGUUAUCAGUCCUUUGGUGCUGGCCAAGGCGUGGCCCCCCGACAUCAAUUCUGUGCACUGUCAACUCUUGGCUGACUAAAACGUUAACCCACUGGGCAAUAAAAGCGGCUGUGAUUGCAUUGCUUUCCUACAGAAAGGCAAAAUUAGAUGAAGACACAGCUUAGAAAUAGAAGCUCACAUUAACCUCUAACAGGUCAUCCUCAAGUAAAAAGUAGAUUAUGGGGUCAGCACGUGGCAUGGUUAAGGUGCUGAACUCUCAUGUGGCCAACCGCAGUUCAAGUCCUGGACCGAGCAGCUUGAAAAUCACAGCAGGUAUGUGCACAUGCGUGCCCAAGAUCCCAGGAGAAUGGAGACCGCAGAGUGGCUCCCCACCCUGGGCGGUGAUUACUGUUUCCCUCUAUCUGUCUCUGGCAAGUACACGCAUCCCAUGGCAAAAAGAAAACAAACCCAGGAAUAUAUGGCUGAUUACCUACUUAAAUGUUAUUUGGAGAGAACUGUAAUGAAAAUUCAAAUCCAGAAAUUAAAUAUAAACUUGCUACCUAACCAAAACAAAGUCCCAAUAAAAAAUUUUAAUGUAAA